This is a messenger RNA of Trypanosoma conorhini, 681 nucleotides long. RefSeq lists its product as uncharacterized. The coding region runs from base 1 to 681 and encodes 226 amino acids. NCBI's taxonomy places the organism in Eukaryota, Euglenozoa, Kinetoplastea, Trypanosomatida, Trypanosomatidae. The transcript has a single exon. The record is from RefSeq and is a predicted model, not a curated record.
AUGAAUCAAUGGCGUCCGGGUCUCCGUCCGGAAAACAGCAGCGCCCCGCAAGAGACGCAGGGACGACGGCUGGGUGGAUUGCCGGGAACCCCCGCUCAUUCGGCAGACGGAUCGCUCAUCCGUAAAUAUCCACGGCGGCAUUCGGCAGUUUGCGGCCGUAGUCUGCAGAGCGGUGAGGCGCACUGUGCCGCAUGCGGUGGCCAAACACCCGCCGCUCCGGACGCCGAAAAGGACCGCCUUGGUGAGCGGGGCGGGAACUUGCCGCUUCGCCGCCUCGCACAGCAGCGACGAACGCGUCUUCGCAAAGUCGCGGUUGCUCGCUGGAAGGGGCGGUGCUCGCGACCGGUGCCGGGGGAGGCGGCAAGCUGCAGCCUCGCCAGGGCAGUCUGCGCCCCGCGCCCUGCCAGGUUGUCGGUUGCGGCGGCGGAUGGCCAACCCACCGCCACAAAGGAGCGCGCCGACACCUUGGCGCGAGUGUGCGCCGCCACGUCCGAUUUCCCUUUGGGGAGCUCGACGCUGCAUCGCGGGAGAUGCGUCUCCGGAGUGCGCCGGGGCCUGGCGCGCUUCGCUGCGAGGCCCUGCACCAACUGCCCCUCGCCGCCUGCAAGGAACUCGCGGCCACAUUCAACAGGAGCAACAGCGACGGUGGCGUUCCGGCUUCCCGGGAAGUGGGAGUUGUGA